GUUUAUAAAAAUAUUGAGUUGGAAAUUAGAAAAAUGACAUAGAUAAUUAUCUCAAACCCUAAUAACCCACCGUAUAUAAUCUCACUAAACACUGCAUAUCCUUCCCACCGCUUUGAGAAAGAGACGAGCCGCAGCUCCCGACCUCCCUCCUCGGCCACCCAGGAAAGCGAAGAGUUAGACUGAAGAAAAUGGCGUACGCAGCGAUGAAGCCGACCAAACCAGGUCUUGAGGAGUCUCAGGAGCAGAUCCACAAGAUCAGGAUUACUCUUUCUUCUAAGAACGUCAAGAACCUCGAGAAAGUAUGCACUGAUCUGGUUCGUGGUGCCAAGGACAAGCGCCUCAGGGUGAAGGGACCCGUGAGGAUGCCAACCAAGGUUCUGAACAUCACCACCAGGAAGUCCCCUUGUGGUGAAGGUACCAACACAUGGGAUAGAUUUGAGUUGCGUGUCCACAAGAGGGUUAUCGACCUGUUCAGCUCACCAGAUGUUGUCAAGCAAAUUACUUCCAUCACUAUUGAACCUGGUGUCGAGGUGGAGGUUACAAUUGCCGACUCUUAAACUGUACCCGAUUUCAGCAUAGCUUUCCUAGUUAUCUGAAAGAUGAGCCUGUCCGUUUUACUCUAAUUUUGAACUAAGACUUGUAGUGUUUGCGAUUCUUGAGGUUUUGGUAUGGAUAUGAACAUUGGAUCAUAUUUCAAUAUUUAGUAGAAGUACGUUUUGCAAGAA
Messenger RNA from Pyrus x bretschneideri (Chinese white pear), 725 nucleotides. RefSeq names its product 40S ribosomal protein S20-2. The transcript is spliced from 4 exons. NCBI's taxonomy places the organism in Eukaryota, Viridiplantae, Streptophyta, Magnoliopsida, Rosales, Rosaceae. Gene Ontology annotation, biological process: translation. The record is from RefSeq and is a predicted model, not a curated record. The coding region runs from base 189 to 557 and encodes 122 amino acids. Gene Ontology annotation, molecular function: structural constituent of ribosome; RNA binding. Gene Ontology annotation, cellular component: ribosome; cytosolic small ribosomal subunit.